This is a messenger RNA of Necator americanus (New World hookworm), 1104 nucleotides long. RefSeq lists its product as uncharacterized. NCBI's taxonomy places the organism in Eukaryota, Metazoa, Nematoda, Chromadorea, Rhabditida, Ancylostomatidae. The transcript is spliced from 7 exons. The record is from RefSeq and is a predicted model, not a curated record. The coding region runs from base 1 to 1104 and encodes 367 amino acids.
AUGUCUGCGUCCUCCUUCGGAAAUAUUAAAAUUUUAAGCAGUGGAAUACCAGCAAAGCGAGAGCAGCGUGGCGCAGUGGAAGCGUGCUGGGCCCAUAACCCAGAGGUCGGUGGAUCGAAACCACUCGCUGCUAAUCGUUUUUCUGCUCCACCAUGUCCAGUGGAAUACCAGCAAAGCGAGAGCAGCGUGGCGCAGUGGAAGCGUGCUGGGCCCAUAACCCAGAGCAGUGGAAUACCAGCAAAGCGAGAGCAGCGUGGCGCAGUGGAAGCGUGCUGGGCCCAUAACCCAGAGGUCGGUGGAUCGAAACCACUCGCUGCUAAUCGUUUUUCUGCUCCACCAUGUCGUUGGAUAACCCCUUUAAUUCAUCUUGGCAUGUCUGCGUCCUCCUUCGGAAAUAUUAAAAUUUUAAGCAGUGGAAUACCAGCAAAGCGAGAGCAGCGUGGCGCAGUGGAAGCGUGCUGGGCCCAUAACCCAGAGGUCGGUGGAUCGAAACCACUCGCUGCUAAUCGUUUUUCUGCUCCACCUUGUCGUUGGAUAACCCCCUUAAUUCAUCUCGGCAUGUCUGUGUCCUCCUUCGGAAGUAUUAAAAUUUUAAGCAGUGGAAUACCAGCAAAGCGAGAGCAGCGUGGCGCAGUGGAAGCGUGCUGGGCCCAUAACCCAGAGGUCGGUGGAUCGAAACCACUCGCUGCUAAUCGUUUUUCUGCUCCACCAUGUCCAGUGGAAUACCAGCAAAGCGAGAGCAAGCGUGGCGAGUGGAAGCGUGCUGGGCCCAUAACCCAGAGCAGUGGAAUACCAGCAAAGCGAGAGCAGCGUGGCGCAGUGGAAGCGUGCUGGGCCCAUAACCCAGAGGUCGGUGGAUCGAAACCACUCGCUGCUAAUCGUUUUUCUGCUCCACCAUGUCCAGUGGAAUACCAGCAAAGCGAGAGCAGCGUGGCGCAGUGGAAGCGUGCUGGGCCCAUAACCCAGAGCAGUGGAAUACCAGCAAAGCGAGAGCAGCGUGGCGCAGUGGAAGCGUGCUGGGCCCAUAACCCAGAGGUCGGUGGAUCGAAACCACUCGCUGCUAAUCGUUUUUCUCCACCAUGUCGUUGGAUACUCCCUCCUUAA